Guyanagaster necrorhizus is the source of this 525-nucleotide messenger RNA. RefSeq lists its product as uncharacterized. Gene Ontology annotation, cellular component: RNA polymerase II, core complex. The transcript is spliced from 5 exons. Gene Ontology annotation, biological process: DNA-templated transcription; transcription initiation at RNA polymerase II promoter; maintenance of transcriptional fidelity during transcription elongation by RNA polymerase II. Lineage: Eukaryota; Fungi; Basidiomycota; Agaricomycetes; Agaricales; Physalacriaceae. The coding region runs from base 40 to 423 and encodes 127 amino acids. The record is from RefSeq and is a predicted model, not a curated record. Gene Ontology annotation, molecular function: zinc ion binding; nucleic acid binding; DNA-directed RNA polymerase activity.
CCACGUCCUUCCAAGGCAGAGCUUAUUCUGACGACAAGAAUGGCUUCUCUUCAAUUUUGCAAAGAAUGCAAUAAUCUUCUCUAUCCCAAGGCGGAUCAACAACGAAGAGUUAUGGUCUAUGCAUGCAGAAUAUGCGCUUAUGAUGACGAAGGAGACAAUCAAUGUGUUUACAGAAACGAUUACUUGACGGUUACAAAAGAGCAAGUCGGUGUCACGACUGACCUUGGAACUGACCCAACGCUGGCUCACUCAAACCUUCCCUGCCCCCAAUGCGGGCAUGAAGAUGCCGUCUUCUAUCAGGACCAGUCGAAGAGAAAGGAGACUCGCAUGAUUCUCUUCUUCGUCUGUGUCAAAUGCAAUCAUAGUUUCACGGAUCCUAGUCUGGCCAUUGAUAACAGGCCAGAUGCGGCAGGCGAUGGUUGAUUGAGGUUGUGUUUCUUCUUUCUUUCCCUAUAAUUGGGCCCGUGCCGCACAUGCGCCCGGUGUAUAUUAGACAUGUAAAAUUUCAUUCGGCUUUCUAGCGGC